CCAAGUGCUGGGUCCUCUGCUCUUUACUGCCUGGAGGGAUGAGCCAGUUUGUUUCCAAACCCUCUAGUAUAGAACUGGAGCCGUGCUGCUUUUGACCCACUGAUGGGAUGGUGGCACGAUGACUGUGGCAUGGAUGGCAUUUGCUUCACGCCCCAUCAAACUGCUGCUGCUUUGUGCUGCACUCUGCUUCCUGCAUGUUCAUUGCUUAUGCAGUGGAACAGAAUCCCUUGGGCUGAUCAGCACCAGCAGCAGGCAGACCCGGUCUGCACGCGACUCACCCCAGCCCCGUGACUGCAUGCUCUCCCCUUGGUCCUCAUGGAGCAAGUGUGAUCCCUGCCAGAAGAAAAGGUACAGAUUUGCCCGCCUGGAACAACCAUCUCAGUUCAAUGGAGAGCCAUGUGAUUACUCUGACAAUGAAAGCGAAGACUGUGUUACCAAUAAUCCUUGCAGAAAUAAAGUCAGAUGUGAAGGUUUUGUGUGUGCAGUUACAGGGAGAUGCAUUGCACGGAGGCUGCUUUGUAAUGGGGAUGAUGACUGUGGAGACCAGUCAGAUGAAAAAAACUGCAAAAAAGUGUUUAAAAAAUGUGACCAGAAGAUGGAGCAAUAUUGGGGAAUAGAGAAUCUGGCCAAAGGGUUAAAUAUCAUCACAAAAAACUUGGAAGGAUUAGUUCUUGAUCACAAGUACUAUGCUGGGGGAUGUUCUCCCCAUUACAUUGCAGACGUGAGAUUCAGAAAACCAUACAAUGUGGAAAGCUAUACACCAGAGACCAAAGGCAAAUAUGAAUUUACAAUGACUGAAUACGACUCCUACUCAAAUUAUGAAAGCAAUGUCCUGAAGGCACAAGCUUCGCAGUCAAGCUUCAGCAUUGGUAUAAGCAUACCCAAUCUGUUUGAUAUCGGUUACAGUAAUAACGACAACAGGUUCAAGAAGUUCAUUCAAAGGAUGAAAAGAUUUUCUUCAACAUCCAGCAAAUUCCUCCAUGCCCGUUCUGAGCUGACUGUGGCUGUAUAUAAGCUGAAGACCCGAGCCCUGAUGCUGCAUUAUGAGUUUCUGCAGAGGCUCCAUCAGCUCCCUUUGGAGUACAACUAUGGGGAGUACAGAGAGCUGUACCGAGACUAUGGGACACACUACAUCACUGAGGCUACCGUUGGUGGCAUCUAUGAAUAUACGUUAGUCCUGAACAGCAGAGAGCUCCAGAAGGCAGGUUUUUCUAUGAGCGACGUCCAGAAGUGCGCGCAGCACGGCUUUAAAUUCAGUGGAACUAUUAAAGCUGUCUCUCUGGUUCUUGGAAUAAAUGUGGAAGGCUGUAAAUCCCUUCUAAAGGAGAUUGGAGGCAGCACCUCCAAAAAACAGUAUGUGGAAGACUUUGUCACCCUUGUUCGUGGGGGAGCAAGUGAACACAUUACGGCAUUGGCUAACAAGGGCCUGCCAACAGCCACACUGAUGCAGGAGUGGGGGGAUGCUGUGCAAUACAACCCUGAGAUCAUAAAGCUGAAGGUACAGCCGCUGUAUCAGCUGGUGACUCCAGCUGACUUUGCUAAUGCAAUGACAAUAAAAGAAAAUCUGCGCCGGGCUCUUGAUGAGUUUCAGCUGGAGACCAGUUCCUGUCGCUGCGCUCCAUGCCAAGGCAAUGGGAUCCCGGUUCUGAAAGGAACACAGUGUGAGUGCAUCUGUCCCCUGGGCCGCCGCGGCACUGCCUGUGAGACCCCCAGCGGGACAGAUGCUGCUAUUAAUGGAAACUGGGGUUGCUGGGCCAGCUGGUCUCCAUGCUCAGGAGGUCAGCGAACGAGGAGGCGGCAGUGCAACAACCCUGCACCACAGAACGGCGGCUCAUCAUGUUCGGGUCCUGAUACUGAAACAGUUACUUGCUAGAGGGAAAAUCGUUAAGAACUCAGUUUGCACAUGGUGACCAGCUUGCAGACUGAGCGGGAAGGUGUUGCCUUGACUGGCUCGCUAAGUUGGCUUUGCUCUGCUUAUCUCAACCCAGUGCAUUCAGAAGGCAUUGGUAGCAUCGCAGCUUUGGACAUGCUUUGCAAUUGUCCCAUGCUCUGAUUGUGCUUACUGUUCUUCAUAGUUUUUCAGUGUCUUUAUGGCAUAAUAGGGACAGGCUGUAUCUCCUGCCUUACUUGGUAGAGAUUGUUGCGUGAUUUUAAGUUCUGCUGUUUUAUUUUUGAAGGUUCCUCUGAGAUAAGACUGCUCUUACUCCAGAAUAUGCACUCAUACGAUGCUACUAUUUCUGUGAAGACAGCUGUGUCACAUGGAGCAAAAUACAACAUAUUAAAGUCUAAACCUCAGUGAGCACUAUAGGAUUUAGUAUGACAUUCAAAGCCAUUACCCCAGUUUCCCUAUUUAUGGUAUUUACCCUAAUUGUCAUAUUAGAAGUUGUCUUGAAGGAGUGAAGACCAAAUGACAAAGCGCAGUCUGGUGAUAUUGAGGGAUUGUUAUGUAACUGCACAGCAGUUGUACUCUUACUGCAGAGACAAGCUUCCUCCUGUGCAUUCAGAAGCAGCACAGGCACACAGAGUGCACCCUGAUACACUCAGAUACCUCCUUGGGGAGGUCAGGGGAGGACAGAGGGAUGCUACUGGGAUGGGGAAUGGGAAAGCAGCUGCUCCUUCUGCUGCUGCCAGGGGCUUUGGGAAGGCAGCAGAGAUGACUGCUUGCAGGUUAGGUCAUCAGAGAUGGAGAGAGUUUGUUAUGAGAUGAGAGGAAGCAAAAUGGGUCGUUUGCCCUCUGUUGCCAUCCCUGAAGCCAUGCAUCACAAUCCAGGUCCUACUCCUACAGAAGAGGAAUUUGUGUCUUUGUACACUGCUUAAUGGCUCAACUGAGUGCAGACAAUCUGGAGACUUUUCUCCUCUAGCUUGUUUGGUACUUAAUGAUUUUUACACAGGCAUUUGUUGGGGCAUGCUAUGAAAUAACGAGAGAGCUUUGCUUUGGGAAAACAGUGCAACCAGUGCAAAGUCAUUUGUGAGUGUUGUGAGUAUUCUAACAUCAGCAAGGUCACUCUUAGGAAGGCUUUUAAGGAUGCUGGUGAUGAUGGGUUGAUAUCACCAGUUUCUCUUCUUUCAGACUGAUGUUGUCUAAAUGCAAUUCUUGUAAGAACAUCUCAGGCUCUCUGACAUCUAAACAAUGGAACAUGCAUUUAGUUUUAGCCCUCAUGCCGCCUCCACGCUUAUCGACAAGGUCUGUGUGACAGCUUUAAGAAAGGAUGAGCACAUUGCAUAUGUGCAUAUGUAAAAGCAGCUGGCUCUGCACUCAUAAUGGGCUACAUAUGUAAUUGGGCUGCCAACCCUCAACAUUCCCUUAUCCCCUGUGUAACUGUUAUGUCUUUUGUGUGGUAGGAAUUUGCCAAGUGCCUCAUUCAGGGUCAUGGCCACUGCUAAUGCUGUCUGCAUUUUUCUUUGUGGUUUUUAAAGGGGCACUGUGGAAGCAGCUUGUGUUGGUUCAUGGGCACCUACCUGUAAGAGCAUGCGCUGCAGUGCUACUGCUUGCCCUUCUGAUUGAGGAACUUUCUCAGAUCAAAAGUGGCUUUUGUAAAUGUGACCCCCUUCCUGUGGUCAUAGUGCAUCUAUCUACUGCAGCUGCAAACAGAGCCAAAUACAGCAACCCAAAGCCUGUCCCCUAUCAGGAAAGCCCAGAUUUUUUUGAAGUGGAAAUGCCUGAGUUUGUAUAUAUGGAUUUGGAUUGGGGUUUUUUUUGAAGGAAGAAAGAUUUGGCAGUCUUCAAAAUGAGCAGGACAACCUACCUGGUAUAUCAUUUCAGUAGCAAAUGCAUAUUGAGCCUAUAGGCUCAUGGAGCCCCCCAGAAAGGACAUAACUUUAUCUUGUCCUUGCGAUUUUGUGCCUUGAUUUAACUAGCUAACAAUUUACGAUGACCUGGAGGGUAAUAAAAAAUUCUCUGCUGAA
Coturnix japonica (Japanese quail) is the source of this 3906-nucleotide messenger RNA. RefSeq names its product complement C8 beta chain (gene C8B). NCBI's taxonomy places the organism in Eukaryota, Metazoa, Chordata, Aves, Galliformes, Phasianidae. Gene Ontology annotation, cellular component: membrane attack complex. Gene Ontology annotation, biological process: complement activation. Gene Ontology annotation, molecular function: protein binding. The record is from RefSeq and is a predicted model, not a curated record.